Messenger RNA from Hyaloperonospora brassicae, 1374 nucleotides. Lineage: Eukaryota; Oomycota; Peronosporomycetes; Peronosporales; Peronosporaceae. The record is from the annotation of a GenBank genome assembly.
AUGAGCAGCUCCGUCAACGAACUGCCGCAAGCCGUCACAGCUGUCGGGACGCUCGGCGACGUGGGCGCGGCCUACGCCGUCUACGAGAAGAACUGGCGAUGUGCCGACUGCAGCCACGAGAACUACGCGCGCAGCCGGCGCUGCUUCCGCUGCCGCGCGCCCAAAGUCCAUCGCCCAGACGCGCUGGUCGUCGACAGUGUGGGCGACCGCCACACGUGGCGCGAGGCGCUCGACCCGACGUCGAACAAGAUUUACUACUACAACAUGGAUACGAAUGUGACGCAGUGGGAGCGUCCAGCAGAAAUGGGCGCUGCACCGCACGCCACGGGCUGGUUCGGUCGUGGCAAAGCCGGCGCGACCGAAGGCGAUCGGUACGAGGCACUGAACGCUACGUUUCUGUCCCGACCGGCCCGGAAACAACUGGACGUGAUGCCCACGGCCAACUCGCAGCUCGAAGGCGCGUACGAGUACAAUAUCUGGUACGACAAGUACAUUGGGGACCACUGGAACGACGCUCGGGGCAAGGAGCCCGCCGCCACGCGCUGUGUCUUGGCCCUGGACGCUGGCAAGACCAAGGCCGAUGUCGUGAGCAAAGCCAACCGGUACUUUUGUGUGCACUUUGCACGGGGUAUGUGUGCGCGGGGCGCCGAGUGCACCUACUACCACCGACUGCCGUCGGCCGCCGAUGAGACGCGGAUCGGCAUGAUGCACGACUGUUUUGGCCGCGAGCGUCAUGCAACGGAUCGAGACGAUAUGGCUGGGGUCGGCAACUUUAUGCGGAACUCACGGACGCUCUAUGUCGGUGGACUCAAGUCGUGUAGCGGACGAGAAGCACUAACGGCACAGAAAGAAGCGCUGACCAAGCAGUUUGGCGAGUGGGGUGAAGUGGAGAACAUCAACGUGAUACACCGGAAAUCUAUCUGCUUUGUGCGUUACCGCCACCGAACGAGUGCAGAGUUUGCGAAGGAAGCAAUGGCGAACCAAUCGCUGCAGAGUGAUGAAGUGCUGAAUCUGCGCUGGGCUUUUGACGAUCCGAAUCCCGUCGCCAAACAAGCUGGAGAGCGUGCAGAUCGAGAUGCGAUUGUUGCUGUGAUGCAGUCCAAAGGCGCAAGUACGACGGGCGAUGCAGCGUUUGAUUACCCGGAACAGUAUCAGCUACCUGCGCCUAAGCGUCAGCGGCUCGAAGGCGAUACGAUUGCGUCGUAUCCCAACACCGACACGCAGUUCGCUGCUGAUCAGAAUAAGAUUGCAAGCAGUGCUACAACUUGUGCCGCUGCCCUUGAAGAAGAAUUGUACGCACAGUUGAGCUACGCCGACCCAAGUGGCAAGGUCCCGACGGACGAGCCUGAAAAAGGCUCGAACGAACAGGAGUAG